AUGAAAGAAGACUUGAAACUCUUCUCAUUCGGUAAUCAAGUUCCGGAGUUUUAUCCGACUACUAAGGACAACUAUGGUCUUUGUCUUGGACGACUGCGAACAUUAAUAAAACGACUCCAAAAUAGCAAACCACUGCUCAAUCGAUGCAACGAAAUAUUUAAAAAACAAAUGCAACUUAAUAUUAUCGAAGAAGUAAAACCGGAUAUGAAUCAGGUUGGUGUUAUACAUUAUUUACCGCAUCACGAAGUAUUAACUCCAGCAAAUCAACAAUAA
Molecule: messenger RNA, 273 nt
Organism: Acanthocheilonema viteae
Lineage: Eukaryota; Metazoa; Nematoda; Chromadorea; Rhabditida; Onchocercidae
Source: the annotation of a GenBank genome assembly